AUGUCAACUAAAAGAGAAGACCAUUUAAAGAAAGGAGCAGAUGUCACACCUACUGAAGCUUUAGCGGCUGGUUCAAUAGCAGGGGCUAUUUCUCGUGCAUUCACUGCUCCAUUAGAUACUAUCAAAAUACGACUUCAAUUACAACCUAAAGGGUUUAAACAUCGGAAAUCGGUGGUCACAAUAGUGAAAAAUCUAUUAGAAAAUGAAGGGAUAAUUGCAUUAUGGAAGGGUAAUGUUCCAGCUGAGAUACUAUAUAUUUUAUAUGGAGGAGUUCAAUUUGGUUCAUAUUCAGUAAUAAGUAAACUGGUUUCCAAAUUAGAAAAGAAUUAUCGUAUCAACUUAUCUUCAGCUAAUCAUUCAUUGAUUGUUGGUACAGGUUCCGGGAUUGUAAGUACUUUAGUUACUUACCCGUUUGACUUAUUACGAACGAGAUUGAUUGCCAACAAAAAUCGUGGUCUACUAUCAAUGACAGGAACAAUAAAAGAUAUAAUUAAACUGGAAGGAAUACGUGGGAUUUAUGCGGGUAUACGACCAGCAAUGUUAUCGGUUUCAAGCACUACAGGACUAAUGUUUUGGUCAUACGAAUUAGCGCGUGAGUUUUCCAAUAGUUAUCAACGAGUUCCAUUUAUCGAGGCAAUUUGUGGAUUCAUAGCUGGAGCUACUUCCAAAGGUAUCACAUUUCCUUUAGAUACUUUGAGGAAAAGAUGUCAAAUGUGUUCUGUGGUCCAUGGAAGACCUUAUACAGCUCUGCAUAUAUUUGUAACCAUACUAAAGAAUGAAGGUGUUUUCGGGUUAUAUAAAGGGUUUGGAAUAAGUGUAUUGAAAACUGCACCAACAAGUGCACUUUCAUUAUUCAUGUAUGAGUAUUCGCUAUCGUUUAUUAGGAGAAUUAGAGUUAUAGAGUGA
Molecule: messenger RNA, 906 nt
Organism: Candida dubliniensis CD36
Lineage: Eukaryota; Fungi; Ascomycota; Pichiomycetes; Serinales; Debaryomycetaceae
Product: thiamine transporter
Exons: 1
Coding region: 1-906 (301 amino acids)
Biological process (GO): thiamine pyrophosphate transmembrane transport
Cellular component (GO): mitochondrial inner membrane
Molecular function (GO): thiamine transmembrane transporter activity
Source: RefSeq, a predicted model, not a curated record